Messenger RNA from Paramecium primaurelia, 1979 nucleotides. The record is from the annotation of a GenBank genome assembly. NCBI's taxonomy places the organism in Eukaryota, Ciliophora, Oligohymenophorea, Peniculida, Parameciidae.
AUGAUUCGUAGAGAUUCUGGUGAAAUGUAAUAACAUGCUUUUAGCCAACUUAAUUUUAGCAAAUCGACAAAAGAAAUUCAAACUUCAAGAAAAGAAUAUUUAUUCUAAAAAUUACCUUCUUUAGAUUCUACUUAGACCAAUAAUUCUUGGCAAGUCAGAAAAGGGGGAUCUGCAAAUUGCAUAGAUAUUGAUAGAGUAAAUUCAGCAUAGAAAUCUCUAACUCCCCAAUAGUAAAAAAAGAAAAAAAAUUAAUCAAUAUAAAUAGAGGAGACAUCUUAAUUUGAUCUAGGUUCUAGUAGAAAUUUUCAAAGAUUAUUUACUAUUAAGAAUCAUACUAAAUCUAAUACUGGCAGUGUAAAAACUUCAAGAGAAGAUAACACAGGUGGAUUCACAAAUCAAGUUGUGUUAAGAAAAUCACAUUAUCAUUAGUCCUAAUAAAUUUAAUAAUCAUAAUAAUAAGUUUAAUAACAACAAUGUCCAUUUUCAUCUGGCAAAUCCAUCAAAGACCUCUUAUCAUAAUUCACAGAUAAAAAGUAUUAAUUUAAUUUUAUAUAGGCCAAAAAAUGGAAUAACACGUCAUAGUGAAUUUGAAAAAAUGGAAGGUUUAGAUGAUUAUACCAAAGAAUUAGGCAUUAUCUUAAAUGAUGAUGAUUUAAUUGGACCUAUUCUAAGAGAAGUUGCUGAAAUGAAAGGAGUAGUUAAAUCACUAAUUGAUUUAAGUAAUGGUAAUAAACUUACUUAUCAUUUUGAAACUUUAAAACAAUUACAUUCAACUCUAAAUAUAACUGAUCAAAUGUUCAAUAGAUUUAAAUAUCUCUAUCUUAAAUACUUAAUUUAAUUGAAAGUAAAUAGAGAGACAGUCUUUAAAUGUGCUUAAGCAGUUGAAUUCUAUAGAGGAGCUAUCGUCUCUGAGGUAAUUUCUCUAUAUUAUCCAUUAGUCUCGUUCUGUAUAAAAUGUUAAAGAUAACAUUAGAACUAUUGCCAAAAAUAUGUAUAGUCAAAUCUUUGAAGAUUUUUCACUUAGUCCAUUAUUUAAAGGAACAAAAUAAGAAGAAUAAGCAAUUAAAUUUAGUAGGAUUUUUGGAUUUAUUGUUGGAUCAGCUGAAUCUACAAAUUAUGUUAUGGAUUCAAUGAGAGAUUUUCAUAAAGGAUUUGAAAUUACAUCAGUUCAAUAUUCUAUAUUUAAAUACUAUUUAUCAGGUUCAUUAUCAAAACAUACUUAAAAAGAAGUCAUUUGGUAUAUUUUAGAGUAAACUGAUGCUUAUAAAGCAGCUGUUAUCAAUUAAGAUAGUAUUAAAGAUUUAGUAUAUAAAUAAUAAGGAAUAGAUAAUUUUACUACUGAAUUUAUCAAAUUAUGUUAAUAAGAUUAAUAUAUAUAUAAGAAUUUUAUACAUAAAGUUGGAUUUGAUUCAUUUAUAGAACAUACUAAGUAUUUUUUGCACUAUGCUUUUAAUAAAUAAAAUAAUUGUUUUACACUUGAAGAUUUGUAAUCAUUUCAUUGUUAACAUUCAAUUAAUCUUAAUUUAUAUCAAAGUAUUAAAGAAAAAAUGAUGAUCUUAUUAACUAAAUUGAAUCCACAAAGAGUAAUAUUUCAAGACUUUGAAGAAGAAUUUGAUUUGAUACUUCCUUACAUAACAAAUUAAAAAUUACCUUGUGAUAUUGUAGGUUAAAGAUUAUGUGAAUUUAUUCCAAUAAUUUCUGAUGAAUUGAAAUCAAAUGUAGAAAUUAAGAAUAUCUUUGAUAGUAAUGAUGCAAAUGUAAAUAAAGUUGUUUUAAAGAAAUUUGAAUAUUUAUUAUCAGGUAGAAAAUAUUUUAAAAGAUCUGAUAUACAAGCUAUCCAUUCAAGACUUAAAAUUAGUGAAUAUAUAUUUGAAAAGUUUGUUCAUCUUAUUGAAAAAGCAAUAAGGCAAUAUGAUACUUCAUUAAUGUGGAUGGUUGAUGCAAUAAAGCUUUGGAAAUAUAUUAUUAUCACAGUAUGA